Linum tenue is the source of this 404-nucleotide messenger RNA. Lineage: Eukaryota; Viridiplantae; Streptophyta; Magnoliopsida; Malpighiales; Linaceae. The record is from the annotation of a GenBank genome assembly.
UCGCAGAGGGUGACACAAAUUUGAAAAGUUGCUAAGAUAGGAGGAAGAAAGUCAAGGAAUUCAGCUGAUAAGGAACUCAAGUGGGGAAUGUGUAAGCAUGACAUGGAAAGCAAAGAGGAAGAUAGAGACGACCCAAAACCUAAAAGAGGGAUAAAUCUGAGUCAAUGUCAGGAAAGUUUGGUGCUUUUAUCGCCGAAACUGGAAUCGAAUUUUCAUACCUCAUAGAACUAACUAACCUAAGAAAUGGGCAGUUGCAGCAGCUGCUGCUGCUUGGUUGCUUCAGCGGCUGUGAAUCCAAGGAUUUGCGAUUGCUGGGAUGUUUCGGAAGUUUGAGAGUGGCUUCCUGCUGCUUUCUGAACAGGCAAUUCGUCUUGUCUCCCCCAGUUGUUAUUGCAGGGAGGGUG